AUGGAUCAUUCCCAGCCCGAGAACAGACUGCUACAGGUGCCUGGUCAGCCGCAGCUUCUCCAGGCCGUCGACGCACUGAAACGCACCGCGACCUUCACGGGCACGACCUCUUCGGCGCCAGCCACGCUUACCAACCCAUCUACAAUCUCGACGAGGGCAUCAAGCCCGGCAGCUUCCGACCUUGGCCCGGACUACGAGAACCCCCUCGAGGCCAGCUCGCGAUGGUAUCUUCAAGCCAAGGCCCAAACAGUGCGCUACGCCGCGAGCUUGGGUUUCAGCAUCCACAACCGUUCAGAUCCGCCCGCGCCAUAUCAUUCACGAGAAGUCUGGCUUGAUUCAAGCCUUUCCAAAUGGAAAGGCCAGAGGAAGAUCAAGGUUGAGGUGUGGAAUCCUCCGGGGGGCUCUGUCGACCCGCGUGCCGCCGUCAUCAACCUGCAUGGUGGUGGAUGGAUUCUUGGCCAGGGCACUGACGAUGCCAGAUGGGCUGGUGCCGUUAUGUGCGAUGUUGAUGCCGUCGUCUUCACCGUCAACUACCGACUAGCCCCCAGCUAUCCCUUUCCAACCCCCAUGGAAGAUUGUGUGGACGCAAUCCUGCAGAUUGCUUCUAGAGCCUCCGAGUUUGGCAUCGACCCGGACCGCAUCAUCUUGUCUGGAUUCUCCGCAGGAGCAACAAAUGCCCUUACCAGUUGGAUCGUCCUGCAAGAUCCGUCUCCGUGGGGUUAUCAGUUUCCAAGCCCGCCGCCUCGUAUCCUCGGCCUUGUUCUCUUCUAUCCUACACUCGACAUCACCAUCAGUCGCCCUGGGAAGCGGCAGAUAUGUCAUCGACCAGAGCGCACACUGUCCCCUGGAAUGACAGAUCUUAUAGACGCCUCAUACUUCUUUCCGCCAAUUCCGCGAGAGAAGCGGACUGAUCCUAGAAUGUCGCCGGGCCUCAUGUCAGACGACCUAAUCAAGAAGCUGCCUCGCUGCCAUAUGAUACUGUGCGAGUACGACAUGCUAUUGGCCGAAGGCAUUCGGUUUGCAGAGCGACUGGACCAGCACGAAAUGCCACUUACCCUUCGCAUCGUCAAAGGGGAGGGACAUGCUUGGGAUAAACCUCCGCCAAUGGCUCCAAAGGACAGUGUCCUUGUCGAGUAUGCCAAGGCGACGGAGAGUAUUGCUCGUUGGCUGGGUCGAAACUGUGAGACGGACCAGGAGUCUACUACUUCGAUGCGGACCAGACGACGGCGUUUUAGACGACCUGGGUACUUGACCAUAAGAUCAAGGUCAGCACGCUAG
Messenger RNA from Metarhizium album ARSEF 1941, 1278 nucleotides. RefSeq names its product Alpha/beta hydrolase fold-3. Gene Ontology annotation, molecular function: hydrolase activity. The transcript has a single exon. The record is from RefSeq and is a predicted model, not a curated record. The coding region runs from base 1 to 1278 and encodes 425 amino acids. NCBI's taxonomy places the organism in Eukaryota, Fungi, Ascomycota, Sordariomycetes, Hypocreales, Clavicipitaceae.